Messenger RNA from Paecilomyces variotii, 1660 nucleotides. RefSeq lists its product as hypothetical. The coding region runs from base 93 to 1430 and encodes 445 amino acids. Gene Ontology annotation, biological process: positive regulation of mitochondrial translation. NCBI's taxonomy places the organism in Eukaryota, Fungi, Ascomycota, Eurotiomycetes, Eurotiales, Thermoascaceae. The record is from RefSeq and is a predicted model, not a curated record. The transcript is spliced from 2 exons.
UCCUGUUAACUCGCUCACUCCGUACCCUAUAUACCAGGCAGAGAGUCACUUAUGUAUCGCAUCGUCCCAUUAUUCGAGACACUCUUGUCGUGAUGUUUGCCAGGCCGUAUGUGUGCUCGGCUUGCAGGAAGUCAACAGUAUUUGGCGUCCUCCGGCAGCCCCGAAAUCAGCACCUACACGCAUCGCCGCCGCUUGGUCUCCCUCGUCGGAAGGACUUCUUCAGCUCGAAUGCUUACUUGAAGCAAGAACGAUCGCAAGGAGACAGUGAAGCUGCCCAAUCGGAGCUCGAAACGCAGAAGCAGAGACGCAAAGCUUCCCGGACGCCCGCAACGAAGACUUCUUUGCGCCGGGUUGCGGUAGAGGCACAACGAUCGAGAGAUGGGAUACUAUCGAAAGCUCAGCUCUCUGAAAAGGGCCUGUAUAAGACCAAGAUCGUAACUGCGUAUGCGGUAGCAGAACAGUUUAAUAUCUCCAAGGUCGUUGAUAUUCUACAAGAAAAGGGAUAUGAACCGGACCCCUUUGACACUGGCUUGUAUCCUCAAGUUGUCCAUAUCCAGGUGCCUCUAGAUUCUCUCCGUCGCAUCAGCAAUCCCUCGGGUACAGAUCUCUCCCCUGACGAAGCCGGCGAUGUGUUCAUAUUUCCCUCUGGAACUGUCGUUUCGUGGUCACUACCAGAAGGGUUCACUUCAUAUUUUGCAACGCGAACGUUGCUUCCUGCAGCGGAAGGGCCGCAUAUCGAUGAUCUCGAAACCGAGGAUCUUGAAUACGUGGAGGAUCCGCAACGAGAGAACAGCACGAUCAAGGGUGACACCAUCAUUCUCGGGACAAAGUCUGUGGCGCAAGAUCGAAAUUCGGAUGCUCCGGUACGCCAGUCGGUGGAUACGGUAUUGACAAAGAUUGCAUUCUCAUCGGGCCUUGCUCGGAGUACGAAGCUUGCCGUUCUGGAAAGCCUGCUUUCUAAUUACUUCGAAUCAACACGGACUAUCCCAACACUUCUAUCCAAUGGAUCGCGACUACCAUUCACUCGCGAUUUCAUCCUGCGCAAGACGGGCCAGCUUCUCAGUGUGCGAGCGCAGCUCAAUCUUUACUCAGAACUCACGGACUCUCUCCCUGACAUAUUCUGGGAUAGUCGCCAUGAGCUCGGUCUUGAGGGAUAUUACGAGCAAGUGGGACGUGCUCUGGACGUGGGUAUCCGGAUUAAGGUCUUGAACGAAAAGAUGGACUACGCGCAGGAGAUCGCAAGUGUGCUCCGAGAGAGACUCAGCGAAAAGCACGGUCUCAGACUGGAAUGGAUUAUUAUCCUUCUCAUUGCAGUAGAGGUAGGGUUCGAGGUAUUGAGGCUAUGGAAAGAGAGAAAACAUGAGAUAGAAGCACGGGCGCAAAAGGAGCGAGAACAGUCGGAGUCCGAGUCCGCUAUUACUAGACUAUAGACGGGCACCGCUUUGCUCCCAUUCCAAGGAUGAAGAGGAUGCCUAUAUCACUAUUUACGAUACCCUGAGGCCCAGGCUUUUUAUUUGCCUGGGAACUCGAAACUGUUUAUUGAAACAUCUUCAUGCUUUGUUGCGGACAAGAGCAUGCCGCAGCUGUGGAAAUCUCAAGGCUGUAUCAAUAGCCUCUCCGCUAGUUUAACAAAUAAGCCUAUCAAGCGCAACAUCUCCGC